Molecule: messenger RNA, 945 nt
Organism: Lichtheimia ornata
Lineage: Eukaryota; Fungi; Mucoromycota; Mucoromycetes; Mucorales; Lichtheimiaceae
Product: transcription elongation factor S-II
Exons: 6
Coding region: 1-945 (314 amino acids)
Biological process (GO): transcription elongation by RNA polymerase II; transcription elongation by RNA polymerase I; transcription antitermination
Cellular component (GO): nucleus
Molecular function (GO): zinc ion binding; RNA polymerase II transcription regulatory region sequence-specific DNA binding
Source: RefSeq, a predicted model, not a curated record
AUGUCCAGUGAGGAGAGCAUUAAGAAGGCCAAGAGUGCGUUGCAAAAGGCAUGCGACAAUGGUACCAGUCAGGACAUUUUGGAUAUCCUCACACAGCUUGGUAAAGUCAAAGCAACGCAAGAUCUUUUGAGGAAAACAGACAUUGGCAAGACGCUUGGCAAGUUGAGAACCCAUAGCGAUGCGACUGUAUCACAGAAAGCCAAAGAGAUUGUGAGAAAGUGGAAGGACGAUGUUGUGCAGAGUGCCAAAGCCAAAGGAGAUGGAAAAGCAACCACAACAACACCAAGUAGUAAUAAUAAUACAGCAUCAAACGCAAACAGUGGCCAAACAACCCCUCGGCGAUCAUCAGCUGCUUCAUCCACUGCUCCUUCACCAAAAUCACCAAAGUCACCCACCUCUGAGAAUGGUCCUCCUAGAACAAUCAAAUCGGAUGAUGUCAAAUAUCAGUCCACAGGCAAUGGCCCAAGAGAUAAGACCAUUGAGCUCAUGUAUAGUGCUGUAGCGCUUGGAAGUUAUGCAGAUUCUGAUUUACUUUUGAAACGAGCUCUGGCCAUUGAGAAGACGAUUUUCGAUGAAUUCGGAUUGAUGAAUGAUGGAUACAAGGCCAAGGUGAGAACAUUGGCAUUGAAUUUAAAGAGCAAGAGCAACCCUGGAUUGCGUGAAAGCGUCGUGAGUGGAGAGCUUCCUAUUGCCAAGCUGUGCACAAUGAGUGUGGAGGAUAUGGCAUCAGAGGAGUCGAAAGCGCGUGAUCGUAAAUUGGCUGAAGAGGCAUUAUUCAAGGCAAGAGGCGCUGGAUCGGCUCAAGCUGAAACAGACAUGUUUAUGUGUGGAAAGUGCAAGGGCCGGAGGUGUACCUACUUUCAGAUGCAGACUCGUAGUGCUGAUGAACCAAUGACGACCUUUGUCACUUGUGUCUCGUGCGGCAAUCACUGGAAGGUAAGCUAA